Coniophora puteana RWD-64-598 SS2 is the source of this 2971-nucleotide messenger RNA. RefSeq lists its product as uncharacterized. Gene Ontology annotation, molecular function: transcription cis-regulatory region binding; zinc ion binding; DNA-binding transcription factor activity, RNA polymerase II-specific. Gene Ontology annotation, biological process: DNA-templated transcription; regulation of DNA-templated transcription. Bases 166 to 2820 code for a protein of 884 amino acids. The transcript is spliced from 13 exons. The record is from RefSeq and is a predicted model, not a curated record. Gene Ontology annotation, cellular component: nucleus. NCBI's taxonomy places the organism in Eukaryota, Fungi, Basidiomycota, Agaricomycetes, Boletales, Coniophoraceae.
GCAGCAUCCCCUACGUCCCAGACUGGCUUUCCACAGUCGGCAUUCACCAGCCCCAACGCAUACCUCCCUCAAUAUCCGGCUUCAGCCAGCUCCCCAUCGUCUAUCGGCAAUGCCCAGGCGUCCUUGAACGUGCAGACAAAUGGCAGCAACUUCAUUCCUCAACACAUGCAGUUACCCGUACAGCAACAGCCUCCACUACGGGUCUCUGAAAUGACGAGUCGAUUUCACCAACUUCCAAAGGAGCUAGCGCAGAGCAGCCUCAAUCCGACCAAGAGGCCUCGGAACGGGACCGAGUUUGCCGAGCACAGGCCAACAAAUUCGCAAGAUGACGGAGAUCAAGGGGCCGACGGGAAACAAAAGAUCGGCGGGGCUUGUUCUCGUUGUAGAGGAUUGAAGGUGAAAUGCUUGUUCACCGGCAAUAACGAGUCGUGCAAACGUUGUACGAGUGCGAAUGCCGAGUGCAUCAUUCCUGGACGAAAAAAGCGCCGUCCUCCCCCGAAACGUGAACAUCUGCUCAACCAGAUCCGCGACCAGGCGAAUCAGAUCCAGCAGUUGAUGCAAAAACUCGAGGUCACGAACAAGCAGGGCGGCACCUCCGUCGCUAGCCCCGCCAGAAGCCCUAAUGAGAUUCUUCCUCUUACUCCUUCGUCCACGUCAGAGCUUCACUCGCCGACUGCGUCGACAGGGCCCGUUGUUCCCGGACCGGAAGUCCAGGAUUGGAUUGGAAAAGCGCGUGCUUCGUUCGCGGAGUUCCAUGGUCUCGUUGGGAAGCAAGAUGACGAAGAGGGUGACGAAGAAUACGAUGGAGCCUCGAGUGACGACGAGGUCGAAAUUGUGGUGGAGUCGUCUUCGGAGGAGGAGCGCUAUGCAACAGCAGAUGAGGAUGCUGUUGACAGCGCGAAAGGGACGGGUGCCUUCCAGACCAUGGCUCGUGUCACCCGCAGUUUCCGCGGACAGAAACCCUUAAAGAAGAAGAACGAGCCUGAAGAAGAAGUAGGAGUUGCGAACGAGAAAUUCUUCAGAAAUAAAGAGCCAUUUUCGAAUGAUGAUACACCUCCGAAUGCUGAACGGGUGCCCUUCAUCCUGGCUCGUCAAAUCAUCACACCCCAAGAUGCCGAGAAUUUGUUCCAACUAUAUUUUGAUAUGAUGAACCCCUCUACCUCUCUCCUGGAUCGCCACCUUCACACCCCUCAUUAUGUUUACUGGAAGAGUCCGUUCUUGUUCACCGUCAUUUGCGCAGUAGCGUCACGAUAUUACGAGGAGAAAACUCACGUUUACCAUGAACUUAUGCGCUACGCCCAACUCGCUGCAGGUACUGCUUUAAUUGGCGACCCGAAGAACGAAGAGAUGUGCGCUGCAUAUAUUCUCCUUCAACUCUACCCUGUGCCGUCGAGGCGAUGGGGCGACGACCGGAGUUGGAUAUAUCUUGGGCUCGCCAUCCGGAUAGCUCAGGACCUGAAUCUAGACCGGCCCGUGACGGCGAAACCUGAUAACGAGCGACAUUCGCGUAUCUUGCUCAACCGGACCCGUAUCUGGAUGAACUGUUUCAACCUCGACCGAUCUACUGGGUCCCAGUACGGGAAAAAGCCAAUCAUCCCGAAUCACGAUUAUGUCGCCAGCCACAGCGAAAAUUGGUGGUACUCGUCGCCUUAUAAUUUGGAGUACUUUGACAUCCAUACAUGCGUGUAUAAUGCGGAGUUGAAGCUCAUGGCGAAUUUCUGGUCAAAGAUUUAUAGCGAUCCGUCCCACCCCACUGGGCUGAACAAGUCUGCGAACUUUGAGCAAAUAGCAUCUCAGACGGACGAUGAAAUCCAGCAGCUGCUGGCUUACUGGAUGCGCCGUCUCGAGCAAACUGACCAGACCAACCUACUGAACUCGUUCAGAACGGGCUUGUUGAAGCUCGGGUUCAGCUAUGCCCGCCUUGUGGCUCUGUCAACCGGCCUCCAGCAUGCUUCGAGCAAGACUUCGUUCGAGGACAACCCAUUCCUGUUGAGGUGCUAUGAAGCUGCCAAGUACGUCGUCGAGGGUGCAGUCAAUGAGGUCUUUUGCACACCGGAGCAGAAGAACUUCCUUCGCCAUGGCCCCGAGGCUCAGUGCAUCUUCAUCAGCUUCGCAAGUGCCUUCCUUGUCAAGUUACUCCACCCCAAAUAUGCGAUGUCGUUCAACGCCACUCAGCGAGUGGAGAUCCGUGCCCUGGUCCAGAAAGCGGUCGACUUACUUGGCUCACCUGAGGUGGUGAUCGACGAACGGCAUUUCCCAAAGCUAUACUCUCGUUUCCUUACUGGUCUUCUCAACACGCCCAUGGCCAGAGUUGAUGCACCGCUUUCACCAAACGUUGGCGUAGCUCGCCGCCGAUCCGCACGGAAGAACAAGUCCCCCUCGGGCAGACCCUCUGAGCUCGAUUCCUCCUCGGAUCAUCCCUCUCCAGGGACGAACUACUCGCUUUCCCCGUCUCCGUCGCAGUCCGCGUUUUUGCAUCCAGGCGUGAGCGACGGCCAACAACAGCCUCAGAACCUUGAUGCGACUGUGUCGCGUGCGAACCAGCACUCGGUGAACGUUGUCCAACAGUCUUCGUCGACGCCCAGUCUGUUGGGAGGGGGUGCACCGAUGAACACGUCGGACUUCUUCCAGCCGCAGCCCCCUCCGAUGUUUGACAGCGACUUCCUCGACUCGAUGGACUUCAUGGCUGAUCCUGUAUGGUCGGAGACAACCGUUCCGGGACUCACCUGGCUGAGCCAGAUGCAGACCAACACAUCGGAGUCGAUGAACAACCAAAGCUACUCGGGGUAUAACAGUACGCCGUUCGGAAAUGCGUUUUAAGGCGCUGUCUUCCGCGCUACAAUUCUUUAUUCUGCCUUAUAUAUCUUUACUUGUCUUCUCUGUAUAUGCCCAAAGUCUCGCUGUGCGACUGCUGUCUUGUCCUGGAACGCAUACCUACUCGUUAUAUCAUACAUCCCUCAAAGGAUCCUGC